AUGUCUCAACAGUUUCAUUACCAGAACGAUACAAGAGUCAUUUCGAGCUCGCUGUUGGAUAAUCCUUCAGCAGAAUUCUGUGCAAGAUUCAGGAAAUUUCAGAGGAGAGAUACUCAGUGCCAGGCAUUUGUGAAGAGAGUCAUAAUGAGUCGUCUCUUUAAGAUAAUUAUGAUUAGCACCGUCUCCCUGAAUGCCUUUUUUGUGGUCUUGUGGACUGAUUAUAAUACAAAAUACAACUUGUUCAGACUUUUUGAGGUCUCCGAGCUGAUCUUUGUGUCCAUCUAUAGCUCCGAGUUCUGCAUGAAGCUCUACGUGGACCCCAUCAACUACUGGAAGGACGGCUACAACCUGCUGGAUGUCAUCAUUAUCGUCACUAUCUUCAUCCCCUACGGUCUGCACAGAUUCAAGGGCAAGCACUACCCCUACCUCAACAUUGCUGAUGGCAUGCAGUCCCUGCGCAUCCUCAAGCUCAUCACCUACAGCCGUGGCAUCCGGACCCUCAUCACUGCCGUGGGGCAGACAGCCUAUAUCGUGGCCUCCGUGCUCAUCCUGCUCUUCGUCCUCAUGUUCAUCUUCGCUAUCUUGGGCUUCUGCCUAUUUGGAACUCCAGACAGGGGUGACCCGAAUAACUGGGGGAACCUGGCUGUGGCCUUCUUCACUCUCUUCAGCUUGGCCACGGUCGAUGGCUGGACAGAUCUGCAGGAGCAGUUGGACAAUCGCAACUUGGCUCUCAGCCGGACAUUCACCAUCAUCUUCAUCUUGCUUGCCACCUUCAUCUUCCUCAGUAUGUUCGUGGGUGUGAUGAUCAUUCACACUGAGGCCUCCUUUAAGAAGUUCAAGCUGGACCUGAUGGCCGAGAGGCACAUGGCGCUCAUGGGAGAGAAGCAGGUGAUUCUGAGGCGGCAGCAGGAAGAGGUCAGCAGGCUGAUGCAGAUGCAGAAAAAUGCUGACUACAAAAGUUUCAGUGAGCUUGUGGAGAACUUCAAGAGGACCCUGCAGCACACUGACCCCAUGGUCCUGGAUGAUUUCGGCACCAGCCUGCCCUUCAUCGAUGUCUAUUUGUCCACUCUGGACAACCAGGACGCCACGAUCUACAAGCUUCAGGAGCUGUACUACGAGAUCGCGCAUGUGUUGAGCCUGAUGCUUGAAGACUUGCCGCAGAAGAAACAGUCCCAGACCUCCGAAAAUGCUGAUGAGACAUAGGGGGCGUGGGCACCCAGACACCAAGGGGUCUUGCAGGCUGUGACAGGCCCUCGUUCAACACAGGCUUUUUGAAUUGCCCUCUCUGCAGUUGCUUAAGCUCAUGGUACUGCCCUGCCUCAGGGGGUUGGGCCCGGGUAGGCGCCCAUAAAGUCUGAUUGCCUGGUCUGCUCCCCCUCAGCCUGUGGGGUGGGGAGAAGAUGCUCAGGACUU
Molecule: messenger RNA, 1413 nt
Organism: Enhydra lutris kenyoni (northern sea otter)
Lineage: Eukaryota; Metazoa; Chordata; Mammalia; Carnivora; Mustelidae
Product: cation channel sperm associated 3
Exons: 8
Coding region: 1-1203 (400 amino acids)
Biological process (GO): monoatomic ion transport; transmembrane transport
Cellular component (GO): membrane
Molecular function (GO): monoatomic ion channel activity
Source: RefSeq, a predicted model, not a curated record